AUGGCGAAGCUCUAUUUACGAAGAGGCAUUGACAACACGAGGCAUAGACUUAACGGGAGCGCGCGAACGACAGUUUUAAAACGAUGUUCUACAUUUUGUACCCAACUGUACACCGGCACCGAGGUAUUUAAUGGCGGGAAAUGUGGAUUUAAAUUGAUUCGCUUCCCUUCGGCAGAUGUCUCCGGAGUUUUAUCCAGUGAAAGUAUAUCACCAUUAGCUUCAGAGGAACAAACGAUAGAUAAAGCAGAUAAUUUUAUUUUUACACGCAUUAUUGACACCAAGCAGAACAACAAUAUGGAUGAAUUGAUGGAACUACUGACAGAAGGUGUUGUACUCGACGACUCAUAUAUAUUCGAACAACCAGAAGAAAGUAUGGAAUGGGUAAAAAUUAAAAUACCCAAAAAUAAACAUUGUAUAAACGAAAUAUACAAAUGA
Colias croceus (clouded yellow) is the source of this 435-nucleotide messenger RNA. RefSeq lists its product as uncharacterized. The record is from RefSeq and is a predicted model, not a curated record. The transcript is spliced from 5 exons. The coding region runs from base 1 to 435 and encodes 144 amino acids. Lineage: Eukaryota; Metazoa; Arthropoda; Insecta; Lepidoptera; Pieridae.